UUCCUGGUGAGCGAGGAAAGUCCAUAUCAGACUCAAGUACCGAGGCCGCAAGCCCUGUGGUAUCAGAGGAAGGUACGCAAGAUGCGGUCUAUGAGGAUGUACGGUCGAGGAUGUAUAUCGCCUCCAUCCCAUGCUCGGGUACUGCCGCCGGAUGUGCCGCUUCAUCCUCGGGGUCUGCGUCCGAGGACUCCUCGGUCGAGGUAUUGGUCAAGUUCACCAAGCGCUACAACGCCAGGGCCCACCGGAUACUGGAUGGAGAGGGUUUCGCGCCACGGCUGUACUCGUGCUCGCGAGUAUAUGGGGAUCUGUACAUGGUCGUGAUGGAGUAUCUCGCUGGCGAGACAAUGUUCGACCUCCAGGAAGCGGGUAAAUCUGUCCCGCAGUCGCUCUACACGGACGUCGACACAGCGAUCGGAAAGCUGCAUGAGGCGGACAUUGUGUUUGGCGACCUCUAUCUACCGAACAUCAUGUGUGUCCCGGAGUCGGGUGGGCCGUCAGGAUCCCCGGGUGGUCUGCGGGCGAAGCUUGUGGAUUUCGACUGGGCGGGCACCGACGGCGAGGACACUUACCCUGUGACACUGAAUGACAAGCUACCUGACUGGGUGGGUGGGAUGGAAUGGGGGGAGGUGAUGCGGAAGGAGUACGACAUUGGGCUACUGGAAAUGGUGCGAAUGGUGUGUGUGAGACCGCUUGAUGUGUAUGCAAACGAUAUUAGCUUCGCUCAGCUCGGAGUUCAGUAACUGAUUCGUCGUUCGCAUCCGGA
This is a messenger RNA of Phanerochaete carnosa HHB-10118-sp, 763 nucleotides long. RefSeq lists its product as uncharacterized. NCBI's taxonomy places the organism in Eukaryota, Fungi, Basidiomycota, Agaricomycetes, Polyporales, Phanerochaetaceae. Bases 111 to 740 code for a protein of 209 amino acids. The record is from RefSeq and is a predicted model, not a curated record. The transcript has a single exon.